GGGGGGCGGGGGGAGGGAGUGGGGAGCAGGCCCCGCCCCGCCGCCCUUUGCAAAUAAAAAUCUAGGGGGGAGGAGGAGCAGGAAGUGGCGGUGCGAGGGCUGCUGCACAGCGAGCACAGCCGCGUUCCGGACGGCAGCGCGUGCCCCGAGCUCUCGGCCUCCCCCCGCCCGCCAGCCCGACCCAGCCCGCGGCCGCAGCAGCAGCCCCAGCAGCAGCCCCAGCAGCAGCGCCAUGUCCGGGUGGAACGCCUACAUCGACACCCUCAUGGCCGACGGGACCUGUCAGGACGCGGCCAUCGUGGGCUACAAGGACUCGCCCUCCGUGUGGGCCGCCGUUCCCGGGAAGACCUUCGUCAGCAUCACGCCAGCUGAGGUUGGUGUCCUGGUAAGCAAAGACCGAUCAGGUAUUUUCGUGAAUGGGCUGACACUUGGGGGCCAGAAAUGCUCUGUGAUCCGGGACUCGCUGCUGCAGGACGGGGAGUUUACGAUGGAUCUUCGUACCAAGAGCACCGGAGGAGCCCCCACCUUCAACAUCACCAUCACCAUGACUGCCAAGACGCUAGUCCUGCUGAUGGGCAAAGAAGGUGUCCAUGGUGGUUUGAUCAACAAGAAAUGUUACGAAAUGGCCAAUCACCUGCGGCGUUCCCAGUACUGACCUCAUCUGCCCCUCCCCCACCACUCCCUACAGCUUUUGCACCCCUUCUUUCCACACACACACCAUUAUUUUUUUGGGCCAUUACCCCAUUUCCCUUAUUGCUGCCAAAACCACAUGGGCAGGGGGCUGGGGCUGGAUGGACAGAUACCUCCCCCUACCCAUACCCCUCCUGUUGUGUGUUUGGAAAAUUUUUUGUCUUUUUUUUUUUUUUUCUGAAUAAAAAAAGAUUCUACUAACAA
Meriones unguiculatus (Mongolian gerbil) is the source of this 894-nucleotide messenger RNA. RefSeq names its product profilin 1 (gene Pfn1). The coding region runs from base 233 to 655 and encodes 140 amino acids. Gene Ontology annotation, molecular function: actin binding. Lineage: Eukaryota; Metazoa; Chordata; Mammalia; Rodentia; Muridae. Gene Ontology annotation, cellular component: cytoplasm. The transcript has 3 exons. The record is from RefSeq and is a predicted model, not a curated record. Gene Ontology annotation, biological process: regulation of actin filament polymerization; positive regulation of actin filament bundle assembly; actin cytoskeleton organization.